Bombyx mori (domestic silkworm) is the source of this 2713-nucleotide messenger RNA. Its product is annotated as apyrase. Gene Ontology annotation, biological process: AMP catabolic process. Gene Ontology annotation, cellular component: plasma membrane. The coding region runs from base 1370 to 2635 and encodes 421 amino acids. NCBI's taxonomy places the organism in Eukaryota, Metazoa, Arthropoda, Insecta, Lepidoptera, Bombycidae. Gene Ontology annotation, molecular function: 5'-nucleotidase activity. The record is from RefSeq and is a predicted model, not a curated record. The transcript is spliced from 11 exons.
ACGAAUAUCUCCUUCUCACGGGAAACUACGUUGAGAGUUUCCCUCAAAGACGUGUACACGGUGAAGCCGUCGGAACAGUUAGUCUGUAAUAAUUUUAAUAUUCUCGAUAUUAUGCUCUUUAAAAAACCUCACUAUUUUUGAGGCAGUCGGCUUAAAGAUAUUGAAGUAAGCUUUGAGGAUAAGUUUUUUUUAAACGAUUGUAAAUUCUAUUAAUGUAACAUUUAUUGUAUUUCCGUUCCUAUUUGAUAAUAUAAUCUAGGCCGAUGAAACUUAAAGAAAAACAAAUCCAUAAAUAGAUAAGAGUGAAGUUUUUUAAACUAAUUUUAUGUUUGAAGUGCCGCAGAUAUACGGGAAAACGCUUUUGCUAUUAUUUCUUUUAUUUGUUUAUAGAAUUUAUAGUAGUAUAUAAAUAGCUCGUAAUCUCAACACGUGUUGAACAAAAGUGAACUAAUAGAUAUUAAGAGAACCAAUAAAUCGGUACUAGUGUUCAAUUACGAGAAAAUGUCAUUGACUUAUCGUUAUUAAACGGCAGGCAGCGGCUUGGCUCUGCCCCUGGCAUUGCCGAAGUCCAUGGGCGACGGUAACCACUCACCAUCAGGUGGGCCGUAUGCUCGUCUGCCUACAAGGGCAAUAAAAAAAAAAUAAAAAAAAGAAUCUAGAUAUUGAAUCAGUAAAUAGUCCAUUGUAAUUGUUAUUGACAAAAUUAACAAACUAGCUCUUCGAGACUUUUUUAUAUAGGGAGAAGAUUGUCUUAGACAACAAAACAACGGAAGAUGCAUGAUAUAGAAGUAUAUGUGGCUCGACUAAUAGAUUACAGUGUGUUUCCAGAGGUCUUUUUUGCCACGUACCAUCCGGCUAUGGAAUGAGCUCAGCGGCUUGGCUCUGCCCCUGGCAUUGCUGAUGUCCAUGGGCGACGGUAACCACUUACCAUCAAGUGGGUCGUAUGCUCGUUUGCCUACAAGGGCAAUAAAAAAAAAAGAGAGAUAGUUACAUUUAAAAGUAGUUGUUAUGUUUACAGCUCGCGAAAACCGAAGGAAAUACUAUAGUCAGACAGAUUAUAUAUUAUUAUCAUAUAAGAUCUUCUAGUUUUAAUUUAAGUUCUUAUUGCAGAAAGGGCGCAUGGUAUUCUUCUAGGCUGUAUGUUUUAAUUGUUUUUAAAUUGUCUUUUUUCAGAUUUGAGGAGACAUCUUUAGACUCUCCUAUUUGUCGAACAAACAAUAGUCACUGUCUAGGAGGAUAUCCUCGGCUUUACUAUAUAAUUAAUAAGUUGAAAGAAGAGAAACCCAAUGCUUUGCUAUUAGAAGCUGGGGAUAGUUUCCAGGGUACGUUCUGGUACACGGAACUCAAGUGGGGAAUCGUUGAAGAGUUCAUGAACUUCUUGCCGAUCGAUGCUCACGCCAUAGGAAACCACGAUUUUGACGAUGGACCCGAAGGUCUGGCUCCUUAUUUGGCUGCCUUAAAAGCACCGGCUCUAGCUGCAAAUAUGGAUGCUAGCAACGAACCCAUAUUGAAAGAUAAGUUUAAGUCUCAUGCUAUCAUCGAACGGGAUGGCAAAAAGAUUGGAGUUAUUGGCCUGAUUACUACAGACACUCAGCUAUUUUCUAUUACCGGAAAAGCAAAGUUUUUGGACCCGUACGAGACGAUUGAGAGAGAGAUUGCCGAACUUAAAAAGGAAGGCGUUGAUUUUAUUAUUGUUUUAUCUCAUUGCGGAUACGAUGUGGAUAAACGCAUAGCAAGAGAAUUCGGUGAACACGUAAACAUUGUCGUUGGCGGCCACUCGCACAGACCUGAAUCAAUUCAACGUGAUUAUCCUACGAUUGUCGAAAGUGAUAAAGACAAUAAGAAAAAGGUGUUAGUUGUCCAAGCCUCUGCCUUUACUAAAUAUGUUGGCAACAUAACGGUGAACUUCGACUGCGAUGGUAACAUGAUUGAUUGGAACGGGGGCAUGAUCCGUUUGGACCGAUCCAUUCCUGAAGAUCCAAUGAUGAAGGCAAAACUAAAACCAUACAUGAAACAAGUUCACGAAGGCGCAGCGGUGCCGAUUGGUGAGACUCUAGUGGACAUGCCGUUCAAGAAUUGUCAAAUUAAGGAGUGUGCGCUUGGAAAUUUAGUAACAGACGCUUUUAAUGAGAAAGCUAUGAAUACUGUCAAGACCGAUUUGAGUUACAUCGCAUUCGCGCAAUGUUCGUAUCUUACUUCAAACAUUCCAGAAGGAACUAUCACCCACGGCCACAUCGUCGAGCUGCUGCCUUACUACGAUCAAAUAGAAACAUUCCAAAUGAAAGGAAAAUAUAUAAUUGAGUUACUCGAGAGAAGCGCAAAGGAUGUCCUACCAUCAGAAAUUCCGAAUAUGCUGCAAGUUUCUGGUUUGGAAAUAGUUUAUAAUAUGACUAAGCGGGAAGGAAAACGAUUAUACUCAGUGAAGGUCGGUCAAGAGAGCAUGGACAUCAACAAAUUUUACCAGGUCACUGCCCCAGGAUUUUUGGCUGACGGAGGUGAUGGCUACACGAUAUUCAAAAAGCAGAAGAAAAACAUGAAAGUUAUCGGCUACGAUCAAGACGUUUUAAAAGAUUAUAUCAAGAAACAUUCACCUAUAGAUUUAAAUGUUGGUAACAGAAUAAAUAUGGUCCGUUAGUUUAAAAAAGAAAUAAUAUAUUAGAAUAUAUGUAUUAUACGUUUUAAAUAAAUUUUGUUAAUAAAUCAUUUCACGAUU